Brassica rapa (field mustard) is the source of this 1734-nucleotide messenger RNA. RefSeq lists its product as uncharacterized. The record is from RefSeq and is a predicted model, not a curated record. NCBI's taxonomy places the organism in Eukaryota, Viridiplantae, Streptophyta, Magnoliopsida, Brassicales, Brassicaceae.
UUUGAAGUGUUGGGUAACAAUGGUGAUUACAGAGGAACCACACACCCUUACAAGAUAAGUUUUAUAUGGACUACAUAUAUGAAGACCUCUGAGCAGAUCCCAAAUCUAUCUCGCUUCAACUUAAGCCCUUUUCCAGAUAUUUUAUCUCAGUCCAAUGUUGAUGAUGUCUUCAUAGGUAUGUUAUUUCUCUUAACUUUUACAUAUUUUAAUCCGUACUGAAGUUAGUACAUAAUUUCCCCAUUCAGUAUUUACCUAAUUUGCUCAAUUUUCUAUUUUUAUGUAGACAUACUGGGUGAAAUUGUUGGCAUGGGUGAAAUCACUGAGAGGAAGUAUGCAGGACAUUCAACAAAACUUUUGGAUAUUCAACUACGAGAUUUGAGUGAAACAAUCAUUGAAUGCACUUUAUGGGAAAACCAUGCUGAGGAUGUGCACUCUUAUAUGAAGAACAACAAAACUGGUCCAGUUAUAUUGAUUGGAAGUCUUAUGAGGACCAAAAAAUUCAACGGUAAAAUAUCAGUUCAAAACUCACGCUUUUCUACAAAGCUUUUUCUGAAUGAAGAAGAUAUAGAUGAGAUAAGUGAAUUUAAGAAAGGAAUGGUGAACACUGAUAAUUUGGCUCCAUGUACGGUUACUCAAAUGGUAAAACCCACUUCAAAUAAAGUGGUAACCGUUGAUGAUUUCCCAUUAAUUUAAUAUUAAAUUAUGUCAUUUAUAUACUUAUUUUUUGUCAACAAACAGAUUACAUUUAAUACUGUAAUUAUCUAAACAGAUUAACUUUUCUAUGUUUAAAAAAGUUAGAAGAAAACUAGAAAAAACAGAGUAUGGUUAAUUUGUAUUAGGACAAAUGUGAAGCUGUAUGGGAAACAAAUGUAUAUACUUAUUUAUAGUUUGUUGAUUUUACUCUUUUUAACAUCACUAAUUUUACUAAUCUAUCAAUGAAAUUUCUACGAGAAACAUAUUUUAAUAUGAAAACGGGUGCAAGUAUAAAAUUCAGAUAUUUAAUCACGUUUUUACAUGUGUUAUCUAGGUUUAGAAAAUAUGACUAAAAUAAAAAUUUAUUUUUUUAUGCUUUGGAUCGUUAUAACUUAUGAUCAGAUAAUUUGGAAAAUAAUGAAAGUAACCCGUGCGUUACCACAGGGGCUAAUAUUAUUUUAUUAAUGAAAAUAAAUCGUAAGAUUAAUAAAUCGAUUACUAUUAUUUAUAUAUGCUUUUCAAGUUACCUCUUUAUGACACUUAGACAUCUCCUUCUAUUUUCUUCAUCUUCAAGCCUGGACUCAGCAAGAUCCCUCUGUUUUCUCAACUUUGCCAUCUGCUUUUCCAUUUGCAUGAACAUUAAACCUUCAUUAAUUAGUAUUAAGUCACUUAAAAUAUACACCCAUGUGCACGUAUCGCCCCCUCACAUCCCAUGUGCAGCCAUUAUCAUUAUUAACACAAGGUGAAAAGCCUCCAAAUUCCGGUUGAGAUUAAAGAUAUGAACAUAUCUUUUUAAAAAACAAAUUUAGAUAUUACUGCCAGAUAUUACUGCCAAAAAGGUUUCAACAGAUUUACUUCAAUAUUAUCCAUAAUUAUAAUAUAUUUAAAGAUUACUAAUUUAUUUAAAUUUACAUUUAUAAUAAAAUUAUUCAAAAUAAAAAAAAAAAAUUUUUGCCCGUGCAUAGCACGGAAAGGAACACUAGUACACCAAUAACUAGGGAAGACGAGAGACACAAAAAAAUAAAAAAAAAAAAAUCUAAU